AUGCUUUACAAUUUUGCACCUCCACGAUCAGGUCCUCUGGUUAAACGACGAAAAGUGCGUCGAGCAUGCGACUUCUGUCGCCAGCAUCGCGUUCGAUGCGAUGGCGCACUGCCGUGUUCACAGUGUGUGACAAACAGGGUCAAGUGCGUUAAGCCCAAGGCCUUGCAUCUCCCAUCGCCGCCUCGCUCUGCUAGCGCUGAGCAUAUCCGCUCGUCUCUUCCCCCAUCUCUAACCUCAUGUACACCACCUUCCCAGUCAGUGAGCGCAUCCGCCCCGAUCUGUUCACCACAGGACCCGACUCAUGUAGUUGCUCGCGACCCGGACUGUCUUACUGGAUUUAUCUCACGGAUUAAUACCUUUUGCUCUGUUGUAUCACAAAUGUCAGCACAAUCAUCUCCAGUAUCUGACGAAUCGCUCUCUUCAGAGACUUCGUAUUCCACUCCAGACUUGCUUCAAAAUGCAGAGCAGAGUUUCCCGCAGUCGAACAUCUCCAACUCGGAAGACCUUCAACAAAGGCUGCUGAAGAUAUUUUGGGCUCGCUAUCAGUGCUUAGCACCGAUUGUGAGUCAAACAGAUGUAUUGGAUUCCGAGCUAGGUCGAAAGCGGGAGUCUUUGCGAGACGCGCUGAUGGCAUAUUGCUUGCAAUCAGUCUAUCAUGCUGGACUACAUCAUCGUCUCCUGGGUGUCAAUAUAACACUAGUUGAGGCCCAAGAACGCUCUUCUGAAAAGCAGCAGAGCCCUCUCGUGGCUAUGUUUGCUGCCUUCUUUCAGAAAGCCUUGGCGACAAACAGCCAGUUCCUUCUAUAUGCGGAGCCAUCUGUGUCGGAUAUUCAACGUCAUAUUCUAAUGGCCCUAUUUCUGCUGAAUUCCGGAGAAGUCCUAGCGGCGUACAACAUUACGGGGGUGGCUGUUCGCCUUGCGCAGUCACUUGACUUGCAGAAUCCUCCAGCAUCUCAAGUCAGUUCAAAAGAGGCUGAACUCCGUGGUCGCGUGUGGUGGAUGUUGGUUCACCUCGAUUUUCGCUGCUCGCGAUAUCUGGGUAAACCUGUUAUUGUCUCUCUUAGAGACACGACACUUUACAUCCCAAGUUAUAAUCCCUCCAAUGACUUAGCCCUCUCGGAGCUAGCCUUCCACUCAGCAGCUAUCAUGCUCACGGUUGUUGGCAAAAAGAUUGCAGAAUCAUUAGCGGCUCGGCAUGAUACGAUGAGUCCGAACGAUUCCAUUGGACAAAUUGAAGUGUCUGCGGAGCAUCUCACUCAGGAAAUCAGUCGCUUGUAUGAAUGGAGGAAUCUUAUCGUGAAGACAGAGCCAUUCAGAGACUUGGUGCUUAUUGGUAGCGUCAAUCGACCUCAAACGCACCCUGUUGAGGAAGGAUUGAAGCAUGACGACGAUACAUGGAUGUUUCAUCAAUCACCCACUCGCGUGUUGCAACAAACACUUCUCGAGCUUCAAUUUCAUGAUCUUGUUAUUUGGUUUCACCGCCCAUUCAUACAGUUUCCUAGUCUUGGCCUAGUACCUCAACGCAGCCCGGGAGCCGACAUCCAUGCGACAACAGCUAUUCAACACGCUCUGACUGCCAUAGAGACUGUCCACCGGCGCAUGCUCAAUCAUGAUUCUCUUUAUGGAUGCUCCGAUGUCUACCAGCACGUUUGGAACGCUGUUCUCACUCUUGUGGGCUUUAUGUUGGCCUAUCCUUUGUGCCAUUGGUUCUCCAUCGCGCGGCAACAUGUGGAGCUGUCUCUCCAGGUUUUUGACACAGCAAAGACUUCAAAUCCUAUUGCGUCCCGGGCUGCGCAUCUGACUCGUUACCUUCUUGGACGAGUCGAUGCACUUACUGAAUUACUCAAUGCACAAGCUUCUACAUCCCAUACACAUUGCCAUUCGCCUAAUGGCGAGCGAGCUGCGGAAAAUUGGGAUCGAGUAGAUUUGGAAGAACAAUCAUCGGGCUUUUCCACACUUACUCCCGGGGCUGGUGACUUAUGGUCCUGGGCUAAUACAGUAGACCCUGAGACUUGGUCUGGUUACUGCCACGAAAUUAAUGAUAUGCUAGUAGACCUCCCAGAGAUCCCCUCUGGCAUCGAUCAUUUCCCACAGUAA
Penicillium vulpinum is the source of this 2097-nucleotide messenger RNA. Its product is annotated as putative transcription factor. Gene Ontology annotation, biological process: positive regulation of transcription from RNA polymerase II promoter by galactose; DNA-templated transcription. The record is from RefSeq and is a predicted model, not a curated record. Lineage: Eukaryota; Fungi; Ascomycota; Eurotiomycetes; Eurotiales; Aspergillaceae. The transcript has a single exon. The coding region runs from base 1 to 2097 and encodes 698 amino acids. Gene Ontology annotation, molecular function: RNA polymerase II cis-regulatory region sequence-specific DNA binding; DNA-binding transcription factor activity, RNA polymerase II-specific; zinc ion binding. Gene Ontology annotation, cellular component: nucleus.